Uncinocarpus reesii 1704 is the source of this 402-nucleotide messenger RNA. RefSeq lists its product as uncharacterized. The transcript has a single exon. NCBI's taxonomy places the organism in Eukaryota, Fungi, Ascomycota, Eurotiomycetes, Onygenales, Onygenaceae. The record is from RefSeq and is a predicted model, not a curated record. The coding region runs from base 1 to 402 and encodes 133 amino acids.
AUGUUAUCCAUCCCCAACACCUACACUGGCCCCCAUACAUCUGCUGGGAUCGUCAUUGGCGCUGUCCUAGCCGCCGCCGGAGGCUUUAUCUUACUCUUCUUGAUUCUCUUCUUCACGGUUAACCGUCGGGCGAUCAGCGCAUCAGAAUCCGUUGUGGUUUCAGAAUCCACUCGAUCGAGACGCUCGCGAGCCCAAUCUCGCCCACGACGAACCCCGGAAGUCGUCGACGUCCGGUCGAGUGUAACAGAUUCGAUGAUGGAAGAGGAUUAUGUCGAAGUGUUUGAAGAGGAAGACUCGAUUGACGAGCCGCCAAGAAGAAAUAGGCGGUCGAGCGGCUACCGGACUGUCAAUCCAAGAGAGUAUGGGGGUGGGCACAGACCAAUGAGAGAGGUGCGGCACUGA